Molecule: messenger RNA, 1251 nt
Organism: Macrobrachium nipponense
Lineage: Eukaryota; Metazoa; Arthropoda; Malacostraca; Decapoda; Palaemonidae
Exons: 2
Coding region: 126-1238 (370 amino acids)
Source: RefSeq, a predicted model, not a curated record
UUUCUUUCUCUUGGUGUGUUUGACGUCACUGGCUACAGGUGACGUCAGACCUCACCUGACUUCGGCCAAGCAUCACGUUCCUUCACAUCAUGGCAGCAGUGGACAUCAUGGAAAGCUAGGACAUCAUGGUAGCCAUGGACAUCGUGGAGGUGUGGGUAAUAAAGGACAUCUCCAAAGUCUUGGACAUGAUUCUGGACAUCAUGAGACCUAUCAACCGCCUCGCUACAGCUACAAGUACGUUGUCAACGACGAGUACUCCGGCAACCACUUCGGCCACAGCGAAUCUCGGGAGAGCUACGACACGGAGGGAGAAUACUUCGUCCACCUCCCCGACGGGCGAGUCCAGACAGUCGCUUAUCGCGCAGACGACAGCGGGUACCACCCUACGGUAUUAUACGACGGCGAGGCUCGCUAUGCCGCCCACGCCCCUGCUCACAGCAAAUCUCACGCCCACGGUUCAGCCUAUAAAGCUCCCACGGUAUCUCACGGGGGAUCAAAACACGCUCACGUUCCAAGUCCUGCUUAUCACGCCCCUAAAGCUUCUUACCGUGAGCCCGCCCACGUCCACGCUCACGCCCCCGCCAAAAGCUCUCCUUCCUAUGUUCCUAAGACGUUGCAUCAUGAGCCAACAAACACCCAUGCUCCUAGGACUUCUUACCAUGAGCCCGCCCACGUCCACGCCCACGCUCCUGUCAAAAGCUCUCCUUCCUAUGUUCCUGAGACGUCGUAUGAUGAACCAACACACGCCCACGCUCUCGAUUCUUCUUACCACGCUCCUGAGACUUCUUACCAUGAGCCCGCCCCACGUUCCUGUCAAAAGCUCUCCUUCCUAUGUUCCUGAGACGUUGUAUGAUGAACCGACACGCGCCCACGCCGUCGAUUCUUCUUACCACGCUCCUGAGAUUUCUUACCAUGAGCCCGCCCACGCUCCUGUCAAAAGCUCAUCUUACCAUGCUCCUAAGACUUUGUAUGAUGAGCCAAUACACGCCCACGCUCCCGAAACCUCUUACCACGAGCCAACCCACAUCCACGCCCACGCUCCAGCCAAAAGCUCUCCUUACCGUGCUCCUAAGACUUUGUACGACGAGUACGAUGAGCCAACGCACGCCCUUGCCCACGCUCCUGAGACCUCUUACAAUGCCCCAGAAUCUACUUAUCACGAACCACACAUACCAUUCGAGGACGCUGGUCCGCUCUUCCGCGAUACUGUCGAAUCUCUCAUGAACGUUAACGAAUAAAAUAUUUAAUUUA